AUGCGCAGAGAUGCAGUAAACAGGCGAGCCAGCUCCUCCCCCUUACGGCCGCUCUCGGGUAGAGAGAGUGAGCGGUGGCGGCUGCGCAGUGGGGGCACAUCCGGGCACUGGGGCAGGAUGAAUGCUCCUUUCCAAGAUGGCGGCGGAGGGAGGAGGGAAGGAGAUGAACGAGAUUAAGACCCAGUUCACCACCCGGGAGGGGCUGUACAAGCUGCUGAGCCACUCGGAGUACAGCCGGCCCAACCGGGUGCCCUUCAACUCGCAGGGCUCCAACCCAGUCCGCGUCUCCUUCGUCAACGUCAACGACCAGAGCGGCAACGGCGACCGGCUCUGCUUCAAUGUGGGCCGGGAGCUCUACUUCUACAUCUACAAGGGGGUCCGCAAGGCUGCUGACUUGAGUAAACCAAUAGACAAAAGGAUAUACAAAGGAACGCAACCUACGUGUCAUGACUUCAAUCACUUAACAGCCACAGCAGAAAGUGUCUCUCUACUAGUGGGCUUCUCUGCAGGCCAGGUCCAACUUAUAGACCCUAUUAAAAAAGAAACUAGCAAAUUAUUUAAUGAGGAAAUCACAUUGGAGGUGUGGGUGGGCAGCGUGAUGGAUCAGCUCAGAGUUUACAAAUAUCUAUUGGGCACCAUGGCUGGACUAGCAGGCUCAAGCAGCCAGAGACUAAUAGACAAGUCCAGAGUAACCUGUGUAAAAUGGGUACCAGGUUCGGAAAGCCUUUUCCUAGUAGCUCAUUCCAGUGGAAAUAUGUACUUGUAUAACGUGGAGCACACUUGUGGUACCACAGCCCCACACUACCAGCUACUUAAGCAAGGAGAAAGUUUUGCAGUCCACACUUGCAAGAGUAAAUCCACAAGAAAUCCUCUACUUAAAUGGACCGUAGGCGAGGGUGCCCUGAAUGAAUUUGCUUUUUCCCCCGAUGGGAAAUUUUUGGCGUGCGUGAGCCAAGAUGGCUUUCUUCGUGUGUUUAACUUUGAUUCAGUGGAGUUACAUGGUACAAUGAAAAGCUACUUUGGGGGACUACUAUGUGUGUGUUGGAGCCCAGAUGGGAAAUACAUUGUAAUAGGUGGAGAGGAUGACUUGGUAACGGUUUGGUCUUUUGUGGACUGUCGAGUAAUAGCUAGAGGCCACGGACAUAAAUCAUGGGUUAGUGUUGUGGCAUUUGACCCAUAUACCACUAGUGUAGAAGAGAGUGACCCAAUGGAAUUUAGUGGUAGUGAUGAGGAUUUCCAAGACCUUCUUCAUUUUGGUAGAGAUCGAGCAAAUAGUACACAAUCUAGGUUAUCAAAAAGGAACUCUACAGACAGUCGUCCAGUAAGUGUUACAUAUAGGUUUGGUUCCGUAGGCCAAGACACACAGCUCUGUUUGUGGGACCUUACAGAAGAUAUUCUCUUCCCUCACCAACCUCUAUCAAGAGCAAGGACACACACAAAUGUUAUGAAUGCCACAAGUCCACCUGCAGGAAGUGGUGGAACUAAUCCAGGAAGUAAUGGAAACAGUAUCACAACACCUGGAAACUCAGUACCUCCUCCUCUUCCACGGUCAAACAGCCUUCCACAUUCUGCAGUCUCAAAUGCCGGCAGUAAAAGCAGUGUCAUGGAUGGUGCCAUUGCUGCUGGUGUUAGUAAGUUUGCAACAUUAUCGCUACAUGAUCGGAAAGAAAGACACCAUGAAAAAGAUCACAAGAGAAAUCAUAGCAUGGGACAUAUAUCUAGCAAGAGCAGUGACAAACUGAACCUAGUUACUAAAACCAAAACGGACCCAGCUAAAACUUUGGGAACACCUCUCUGUCCCAGAAUGGAAGAUGUUCCCUUGUUAGAGCCUCUUAUCUGUAAAAAGAUAGCACAUGAAAGACUGACUGUGUUAAUUUUUCUUGAAGACUGUAUAGUCACUGCUUGUCAGGAGGGAUUUAUUUGCACAUGGGCAAGGCCUGGUAAAGUGGGUUUAUUGUCAUCCCAAAACCAGGCCAAUUCUCCAAGUGGAACUGUAGUAUAGCCAUCACACUACUGCUAGCGAAUCUUUGAACACAGGACAAGAAGUAAUGACAGUGGAACCAGGAGCUGUUCUUCAUGCAGAGAGCAUCAGAAAUUAUAAAAUGGCAGAGUGUAAACUUGGAAUUAUGUGAAUCACAUAAUACUUUGCAAAAGAAUAAUGUAAUGAAUUCUUAGUAUGGCUAAUACUUCUAGGCUGCUCACCCAAAGAAGAAUUUUCCUUUUAAAAAAGAAAUGCUUCAUUUGGUGUUGCAGUAAAAAUUAUUUUUUUCUCAGUUUUCUUUAUACUUUUCAAGUUCGGUGUAAUUUAAUCUAUAUAUAUAUAUAGAGAGAGAGAGAGAGAAAGAUGUGUAAAAUAAAGUAUGUUUCUUAAAUCCAAGUAAGUUCAAUGGUUAUAUAAAUUAGUACUUCACCCUUGUUUGUUUUUGCACUGAUUUUUUUUAACCAGAGAUGGUUAGAAGACAGCCUGGAAUGCACUCAUGGAAAACGAAAGUCAUUACUUUCUGGCUUAAAAAUGUAAUUCAGGAAGAUGGAUGCUGCAAUCAUAGGUUUUUUUUUAAUUAAAAUAAAAUUGUUUGCACUUAAAUAGUUUAAUGCUAGUAGAGAAUUACUUUAAAAUGGGUAUUCAGACACCCAGAAAAGCUAUGUUGUGGAGAAAAGAUAUCCUUUGUAUCCAUGAAACAUUUAUUUUAAUAUUGUUUCCAAUUGCAAUCAGCUCUGUAUUAUAUGUAUAAAUGUAAUUCAGUGAUGGGGAGGAAAAUGGAUCAGUACACUAGUAAUUUUCAUCAUCUAAAAGAUAUUUCUAAUUCUGAAAAUACAUAUUAAACUAUCUUGAAUAUGCA
This is a messenger RNA of Mauremys reevesii (Reeves's turtle), 2840 nucleotides long. It is a transcript of the gene WDR20, whose product is annotated as WD repeat domain 20. The coding region runs from base 122 to 2002 and encodes 626 amino acids. The record is from RefSeq and is a predicted model, not a curated record. Gene Ontology annotation, molecular function: protein binding. Lineage: Eukaryota; Metazoa; Chordata; Testudines; Geoemydidae. The transcript is spliced from 5 exons.